AUGGCCGCCGACCUCACCUUCCGCCCGCCGGAUCACGAGCUCAUCACCAGGUACCUGUGCCCCAAGAUCGCCGACGACGCCAUCGAGUUCCCUUCCAUCCACGACGCCGACGUCUACUCCGCCGCCCCGCCCGAGCUCGCCGCCAGGCACGCCCCAGCGCUGGGCACCGACCGCGGCGGCGACGGCACCGGUGCGGUGUACUACUUCUUCUGCCCGGUGCGCCGCGGCGGUGGCGGGGAGAAUGGAGGGAGGCGGAGUAGGCGGAGGCAGCGAUCGGUCGGCGGCGGGGCCAACGGGGAGGAGCGCGGCUGCUGGCACCCGGAGGGCGGCCAGAAGGCCGUGCUCGACGCCGCCGGCCGCCGCGUCGGGAACCUGCGCAGGCUGUCGUACGGGGUGAGGGAGAAGGAGUCGCGCCGCCGCUUGACCCGGCUCGGGUGGUGCAUGACGGAGUUCGCAGUCGACGGUGACGCCGCCGAUCUGGUCCUCUGCAAGCUGUACCGGUCGCCUCGCGCCCCUCGCGUAGAGGAGGCCACCGCCACGGCGUCGAGCUCGGGCUCAAAGAGGAAGUCCGCCGACGAUCUCACGGAUGCUCCGGUGGAGCGCUCGCGGCCGCAUUGGAUGAAGAUGAACGACCACGCCGCCGACAUGGUGCCCGCCGGAGCGGACGGCGAUUUCCAUGCCAAAGAAGAAGACCGGCGCAUCGUGCCGGCGCCGGAAGAGGAGGCGCUCGUGCAGACAAGGGACGGCCCUCGCUCGGACAACGACGUGAUCAUGGCGCUAGCGAUGGGGGCGACUGUCGACGACUUGCUAGGCCCGCAGCAGGCCGGCGAGCCCAGCGUAUCCUCCUAUUCCUCGCCGUGCUGCCCGGAGCCAGAGCCAUGUCCCAUCAGCAGCAACGCCGGGGGGCGCCCGCCAUUCGCAGCGCAGGCUGCGCCAGCUUGCGGCGGUGACAUGUCAGUGGCGACAUGGGCAGCGCCGCCGGCGGGAGAGUUCAGCUGGGAGAAGGAGCUCGAGUGGAUUCAAGAGUUGUUGUUGGGAUCCCCUCGUGUUCUAGCGCGUGCUAGACUAUGA
Messenger RNA from Oryza brachyantha (malo sina), 1071 nucleotides. Its product is annotated as NAC domain-containing protein 68-like. Gene Ontology annotation, molecular function: DNA binding. NCBI's taxonomy places the organism in Eukaryota, Viridiplantae, Streptophyta, Magnoliopsida, Poales, Poaceae. Bases 1 to 1071 code for a protein of 356 amino acids. The transcript has 2 exons. Gene Ontology annotation, biological process: regulation of DNA-templated transcription. The record is from RefSeq and is a predicted model, not a curated record.